AUGCCGAUCACGCGCAUCCGUCGCGCUCGUUUGGACGUCCUCACGCGCGGUGGUCACGACGGAUCGAACGAGCACGCGCGAUGUUUCGCCGCCGACUCGAAGACGAGCGGUGCGUCUGAGCCAGACACGGCGCCGUACGCGAACCACCGCGCGCACGUGGGGGCGUCCGAGCGCACGUGCGCGCAGGUACACUCGUAUAAAUAUCGAUCACCGCCGUCGUCGACGUUCGAGCGGUGGUUUCUCGAGCGGUGGUGGACGCACGUGGUGGAGAAGUGGUGCCCGACGUGGGUGGCGCCGAACGCGCUGACAUUUGGAGGGUUGAUGUUCGUGAUCGCGACGUACUGGCUCAUCUGGGCGAUGAGUCCGAUGUUGACGCAUACCGCGCCGACGUGGACGUACGUUUUGGGGGCGUUGUGCCUGUUCGCCUAUCAGACGGCGGACGGUAUCGACGGGAAGCAGGCUCGGCGGACGAAGAGCGGGUCGCCGUUGGGUGAAGUUGUCGAUCACGGGUGCGACGCGGUGUGCACGUGCGUGUACGGCGUCGUAUUCGCGGAUUUAUUGGCCGCCGGAGUAUCGACAGACGAGGGGAAAAUACUCGCGAUUGCCAUCAUGACGGGCGCGCGCGUGUUUUUCACCGUCGACACGAUUUCAAGCACGUACACCGGGCUCUUACCCGUGAAUACGCUGUUCGACGUGCAGGAGAUGCAAAUCUGCCUGCAACUGAGCAUGCUCGUUUUCGCAUACGUUGGCAGCGAUGUGAUGAACUCGGUGCAGAUCGGGAUUCCACUCAUUGGAAACAGAGGCGCCGUUCGCACGUUCUUUGACGUGGCGGCCAUCUUCGGUGCGACGCAGCGUGCGAGAACCUUCUACAGGACUGUCACGGCGAAGGAUACUCCCCCACAUUGGCCAAAGUACCGCAGUCCAACUCGUAUCGCGAUCUUCUGCGUGUCGCAGGAGUUGUUUCAUGGAUUUUGCCUGUAUCACGCGCCGAAUCUGCCUCUCGCGCACGCGACGAGUAUGUUUCUGUUCGCCGAGGCGGAGAUGAGCAUCAUGCGAAUCCGCGUCUCCGACCCCGAUUGGCCUUUAUUUAACUGGCUCAACCUUGCCAUCGUUUCUUUGACGACGUGUGUACCCGCCGGAAACAUGUUCUUGGGCGGUAUUCUCUUGGGAGCGACGCUGUUUAUUCUCGUGCACCGAAGCGCCACGCUGUGCGCGCAAGUGACGGGCUGCCUAGGUUUGCAUCCGAACAUCUUCGUUCUUCGUCCGCGUCAGGGUGCGUGA
Ostreococcus tauri is the source of this 1281-nucleotide messenger RNA. Its product is annotated as CDP-alcohol phosphatidyltransferase. The record is from RefSeq and is a predicted model, not a curated record. Bases 1 to 1281 code for a protein of 426 amino acids. Gene Ontology annotation, cellular component: membrane. Gene Ontology annotation, molecular function: phosphotransferase activity, for other substituted phosphate groups. NCBI's taxonomy places the organism in Eukaryota, Viridiplantae, Chlorophyta, Mamiellophyceae, Mamiellales, Bathycoccaceae. The transcript has a single exon. Gene Ontology annotation, biological process: phospholipid biosynthetic process.